This is a messenger RNA of Carassius gibelio (silver crucian carp), 3416 nucleotides long. RefSeq names its product iodothyronine deiodinase 3b (gene dio3b). Lineage: Eukaryota; Metazoa; Chordata; Actinopteri; Cypriniformes; Cyprinidae. The transcript has a single exon. Gene Ontology annotation, molecular function: thyroxine 5'-deiodinase activity. The record is from RefSeq and is a predicted model, not a curated record.
AUUCAAAUCCUUACUAGUCCUAUAAAAAGCGGAACUCGGAGCUAGAUAGAAAGAAAGAGACAGAUAGAGAGGGAGGGAGAGAGAGAGCGAGAGAGAGAGAGAGGGAAAGCGCGGAGAUCGACACGGCUGUAUCUGUGGGGAUGGAGAUGCUGCACGGAUCCGCAGGUGUCCAAACGGCGCUGAAAAACGCCGCUGUGUGCGUCAUGCUGCUGCCGCGCUUCCUGCUCGCCGCCGUGAUGCUGUGGCUCCUGGAUUUCCUGUGCAUCCGGAGGAAGGUGCUCACGAAGAUGCGCGAGAGCGACCUGAGCCCCGACGACCCUCCGCUCUGCGUGUCAGACUCCAACAAGAUGUUCACGCUCGAGUCGCUGCGCGCGGUGUGGUACGGACACAAGCUGGACUUCUUCAAGACGGCGCGUCUGGGCGGCGCGGCGCCCAACACCGAGGUGGUCCCGCUGGACAGCGCGUCGCGGAGAGGCGCGCAGCGGAUCCUGGACUACGCCCGCGGGAGGAGACCCCUGAUCCUCAACUUCGGGAGCUGCUCCUGACCGCCGUUCAUGACGCGCCUCGCGGCGUUCCAGCGCGUCGCGCGGCAGUACGCGGACAUCGCGGACUCGCUGCUGGUGUACAUCGAGGAAGCGCAUCCUUCAGACGGCUGGGUGAGUUCCGACGCGCCGUACCAGAUCCCCCGGCACCGCUGCCUGGAGGACAGACUCCGCGCCGCGCAGCUCAUGAACCGCGAGGCACCGGGGAGCGCCGUGGUCGUGGACACCAUGGAGAACUCCUCGAACUCGGCGUACGGCGCUUAUUUCGAGCGCCUCUACAUACUGAAGGACGACAAGGUCGUGUAUCAAGGCGGCAGGGGACCGGAAGGCUACCGGGUGUCGGAGCUCAGAGACUGGCUCGAGCGCUACCGGAGCGAUCUGGAAGCUUCUAACGCGGAGACCGUGGUGCACGUUUAAGACGGAUGUUUUCUCUCCCUGCUGAAAACGAAAAAACACAUAUAGACACCAUCAUACAUGUGUAAGGGUUGAACUGGUGAUGUUAGCACGCGCGCGUCUGCGAGAUGAUAACGCAUCUGCUGACGUCUUAAUUAUAAAGAGAUCUUAAAGCAGAUGAGCAGACCGUCUGUAGAUGCACGUGUGCUGGCGGGAGAUUACCGGCUUGUGCUGGUUUGAAUGGAAACAGUCAUGGACCCUGUGGGUUUCUACUGGGAAUCGGUCACCUUUUAUUGGUGGCUUGUUAAAACCAUUCAGUCGUCAUGGAAUGUGUCCCACAUCCUUCUGAAUUGGUUUAAUAGCUGGUGGUUUGCUGUUGAAACCAUCUGAAUGUCUGUGAUGGUUUCUAUUGUUGUUGUUUUCAGCAGGGUCUUGUCUUUAUCAAGCCGUUGGCUGCAUUUCAAUCCGGACACUUUUAGAAAUACAGGUGCUUGACGCGAGACACUGCAGGGGAAUAGGAUAGAAAUAUAUAGAAUUAACUAAUGCACUCUCAGGAAAAAAGAUACAAAAGUUGUCACUGGGCACACCUUUGUGUCUAAAGGUUAGAGGUUCACAUUAGUAGCUAAAGUGUAUAUCUUAGUACUUAAAAGGUACAAAAUCAUACCUUUUAAAAGGUUCCGCAUCAGGGAAAAUUUUUGUACCUUUUUUUCCUGAGUGUAGUCAUCGCCUUCCCUUACAGUUGAUUACAUUGAUAAUUGCAAUGUUUUCUAAAAUAAGCAACUGAGGCAUUGUUUUCUUUCCACUAGUUUGAAAAAAAAAAAACACUUUAUGAAAAAACUAAAUUUCAAACUUGACAGGUGCAUGAAAAAUAAAACCCCGUGUUUGCCUGCAGUGUCUCUCCGCUUCAAAAGAAAGGUUUUUAUUGGCAUCGAUGGAUCCACAAAGAACCUUUACCAUUCAUAGAACCUUCUCAUUCCACAUUCUUUACAGUAGCUCUCUAGUUUAUUAAAAAAUGUUCUUCACACAAUGAGAAAAAAAAGGUUCUUUUGGGAACUGUUCACUGAAGGGUUCUUCUAUGACAUCACUGUGAAAAUCCUUCUUUGAAAGCUUUAUUUUUUAGAGAGAGAGUGAAAGGUUCUUCACAGCGAUGCCAUCGAACAACCAUUAUCGGUUCCACAAACAACCAUCUGUUUCUUUCCUUCUUAUCGUCUGAGGAACCUUUAAAGAAGCUUUUGUGAAACAUAAAGGUUCUUCAGAUGUUUAAGGUUCUCUACAGAAACCAUUUAGACAAAAAAAAAGGUUGUUCUCUGACAUCACGAAGCACCUUUGUUUCUAAGAGUGUAGCGGCUCGAUGUCUGCGAAAAGUUCCAUUAUAGAUCGUCUCGGUCUACACACUUUCUCAGCUGCAUUGAGAUGUUCUCAAGAAGGUCUUGACGGAGCGUGCAUUGAGCCAGGGGUCUUUAUUUUAAGCCAGGGGUCCAUGCACGGUAAAAGCAUUCUCUCAGGUAACCUAGAAAUGAAACAUGACAUUAGGUUACACCAAUGAAAGCAUUUUUAAGAGUUUUUUUUUUUAAGUGUGUGGACCCCUGCGGGCCUAUGAAGGUACUCCAGGAGGAGAAAAGAGAUUAUACAUGAGCGCUGGUGGAUGGAUGCUUUCUCAGCUCGAUCUCGUGUCUUUAUAUUAAAGUCAUUAGCUGUGUUCAAAACUCAGUGACUGUCUGUGCACUUCUCACACUGAACGUUUCUGUAGAUCACCUUAGAAAUGCUGUAGAUGGCUCUUAAAACAACAACAACAAGAUCCUGGGUGAGAAGAAAUGCUGCUUAAACCAUUUGAAAAAAAAAAACAGACUAAUGAUGUGCUUAGAACUAGAAUUUUAAAUAAAGUGCUGUCAUAGAAAAAUAGCUUCCUAGUUCUGAAAACCCUGGAGCUAGACUAGAAAAGACUUCUCUUAAACAUGCAUUUUGAGCAUCUAGAUGCGCAGCUCGCCAGGUUUUGAACACAGCCGUCGAAUCAGUGUCUUCAGCUGCUGCUACGGUCGAACACUACACUGCAAACGCUGGGGUUUAGUUUCAUGCAUACAGUUAUCUAGACAGAUGUUUGUGACCGCAUGAUAGCUGUUGUGCUUCAUCUCUGUUCUUUAGGCCGACUCGUUUCAUGUCAAUCCAACCUGGCAUUUUAUUUGAGAUAUUGCAGAAACGGUAUAUCUAUCUAUCUGAAACAUAUCCUGUUUUAUUUUUGUAUGGUAUUUUCCCUUGUGUGUGUGUGUGUGUGCGGCCAGGAGGCCCUUUCAUUGUACUCUGGAGUUAUUGUGAAGAUCGGUUUUUAAAAGGAUUUUAACCAGAAAACCGAUACUGAUGUAAUUUGACACUAGAGUACAGGACAGAGAAAUGGCCUCCAGACGUAUUGCCAAAUGUUGUUUUGUAAAUGGUGUAUAUUUUAUUGAACACUUUUUUUAAAUAAAUGGUAGAGCACCCUCUAAA